AUGGAGGCGUUUGAGGCGGAUAUUCCCAUAGAUUGUCUAUGCUGCACGUCCUCGGCCUUGGUUGCAGGAGGAUAUUUGUUUAAUGAAGGUGUAAGAAGUGGAAAGAUAUAUUUCUACAGUCUAGAAAGCAUGAACAUUGAGGAUGAGUUCACAACAUCUGGAACUCUUGAUAUCAAGGUAAGUGAACAGACUUUAUAUUCAGCAAAUUCUAGUGAUAUUUCCGCCAUUCAUCUUGGGAGCAGAAGCACUAUAAAGAUGGAAACUGCACAUAUUAAUACAUAUGUGGAAGUUUAUGGCAGCAAUGUGUUUGUUUUUGAUGUUGGGGGAAGAGUUAAUGUGUAUAGCAAGGAAAUGACAUCUGCAAAAGUCAUUAAAGCCGGAGAUGCACCUAUAUGGGCCUUAAAGGCAAGCGAUAAAGAGCUGAUAUGCGGGUCUGAGGAUGGGAUGCUAAGAUUUGUGGACACAAGGACAUUUUCUGAGCACCAUACAAUGAAAAGAACUUCUGGGAUUACAUCUAUGUAUGAAUACCUGGAAUACUUGUAUGUUGGAUCGUAUGAUGAAUGUAUAGAGAUUAUUGAUAAAAGGAAGUAUGAGAUUAUAAAAAAAGUAAGAGUUGGUGGAGGGAUAUGGAGGAUCUGCAAAGAAGGAGAGAUGUUCUACCUGUCUUGCAUGUACGAGGGGCUGAAAGUGUGCGACUGUGAUCUAAAUGUUAUGGAAAAGUUUCCAACGAACUCCAUUGCAUAUGGCCUAACUGUAAAGGACAGCAAGGUUUUCUUCACAUCAUUCUAUGAUAAAAAGAUAUACAAGUUUGAGCGCCAUGUUCUAGGAAUAUGCGAAUGA
Encephalitozoon romaleae SJ-2008 is the source of this 840-nucleotide messenger RNA. RefSeq lists its product as hypothetical. The record is from RefSeq and is a predicted model, not a curated record. The transcript has a single exon. NCBI's taxonomy places the organism in Eukaryota, Fungi, Microsporidia, Unikaryonidae. The coding region runs from base 1 to 840 and encodes 279 amino acids. Gene Ontology annotation, molecular function: protein binding.